CAAAAAAAUCAUUCCGCUUCGUUGUCUGCUUUGGACUAGAUAGAUUUUCAGAUUAUUGACGGAAGAAAAGAGUUUUUAAGGAAGCUGCAACAUUAUUAAUUCUUAUUAUUGAAAAAUAGAAUAAACAAUAAUCAUGGAUGAUGAUUUACCAAAAGAAUUUGAUUUGAUUGUCAUUGGAACAGGCUUUCCCGAGUCUUGUGUAGCUGCUGCAGCCAGCCGAGUCGGAAAAACUGUACUGCACAUAGAUCCCAAUGAAUAUUAUGGAGGUUCAUGGGCCUCCUUCAAUUUGGAUGCAUACAAUGCAUUGCUGAAUGAAAGCAAUGCAGAUAAAAGCAAAGAAAUCAAAAAUGGAAAAUUUGAAUGGCACAUUCCAUUAGAGGGAGAACCAGCCGAGGAUGUGGCCAACUCUGAGGAUGCAGAAAAGAAAACACAAUGGACUGCCGACAAAGUUUUAAAACAAUCACGAAAAUUCAACUUAGAUUUAUGUCCCAAAAUCCUUUUUUCCUCUGGGGAUUUAGUGCAAUUAUUGAUUUCUUCUAACAUCUGUCGAUAUGCUGAGUUUAGAGCCAUCGACCGCAUCUUUACCCAAUUCGAGGGAAAGCUUUUGACGGUGCCCUGUUCGAGAAGUGAUGUUUUUAAUACCAAAGACUUGAGUAUUGUAGAGAAAAGACUGUUGAUGAAAUUCCUUACCAUAUGUUUGACAUAUGGCGAAGAUAAGUGCGAGGAGGAUAUGUCGGAGUUUAAGGGCAAGACCUUCAUUGAGUAUUUGCGAGAACAAAAAGUCACCGAAAAGAUUUACAAGUGUGUAAUGCAGGCCAUUGCCAUGACCAGUGAAGAUACCACAUUCGAGGAGGGUAUGGAGCGUACUAAAAAGUUUUUGAAAAGUUUGGGUCGUUAUGGAAAUACUCCUUUUAUAUUUCCCAUGUACGGUUGUGGUGAGAUACCACAAUGCUUUUGUCGUCUCUGUGCAGUAUUUGGAGGAAUUUAUUGUCUGAAGAGGCAAAUAAGUGCUGUAAAUGUGGACGAUGGUGCCCAGAGGGUUAGCAUUGAGGUCGAUGGUCAACACCAAGUCCAGGCUAAACAUAUUGUGUGCUCUACCAGUAACUUGCCAGCUUCUCUGCGCAGUGAAAAUCCCAAGAAUUGUUUGUCGAGAGGCAUCUUUAUUGCUUCGUCGCCUUUGGGCAAUUUUGAAUUGAACUCCUGUGGCGGAGGUGUUAGUUUAUUGAGACUUAUUUCCGCCGAUGGCAAACGAGAGGCAAUACUUGUCCAAUUGUCUCAUUAUUCAGGAACAACUCCAAAGGAAUUGUUUACAUUCCAUUUAACUACUAGCGCUUUAAGCGAUACUCCACAGUCUGAUUUGGAAGCUUUUACUCAGCAAAUAUUUACUAAUUCCCCAGAAUCACCAAACAUUUUAUACUCAUCAUUCUUCACCAUAAGUGGUUUUGAACUGAAAUCAAAUGGAAGUGGCCUAAUACAGGCAACUGCUCCACCCUUCUAUGAAUUGGACUAUGAUAAAUCCAUACAAGAUGCCCGAAAUAUAUUUUCCAAACUCUACGCCGAUCAGGAGUUCCUGCCACGUGCACCCGAUCCAGAAGAAAUUGUUAUCGAAGGUGAAGAUCCAAAGGCCUUAAGUGAACAGCAAUUACCCGAUGAUUUGAAAGCACAACUGCGUGAAAUUGAAAAAUUUGCUGAGCAAAUGGACAUUGCCGAAAUGAAUGAGGACAACAAAACCGAAGAAGCUAUGGAAUCGUAAAUGACCGACAACUGUGCGAAAGACAUAAAGAAGACAAAUAUAAUAUGGAUAUUUCCAAAUAGUUUACUUACAUACUAUAUAUUAAACUCAUUUAUAUUUCCUAUGAUGAACGCUUUUCUCUAUUUAAGCACUGCUAUUUUUAUGAAACAUAUUUAUAUAAUAAAACAAAUAAUUGUCACGUAA
Messenger RNA from Musca domestica (house fly), 1936 nucleotides. RefSeq names its product rab proteins geranylgeranyltransferase component A (gene Rep). The record is from RefSeq and is a predicted model, not a curated record. The transcript is spliced from 3 exons. Gene Ontology annotation, biological process: protein geranylgeranylation; vesicle-mediated transport; intracellular protein transport. Gene Ontology annotation, molecular function: GDP-dissociation inhibitor activity. Gene Ontology annotation, cellular component: Rab-protein geranylgeranyltransferase complex; cytoplasm; cytosol. Bases 134 to 1753 code for a protein of 539 amino acids. Lineage: Eukaryota; Metazoa; Arthropoda; Insecta; Diptera; Muscidae.